GCGGGGCCUGGUGCUGACAAAAACAAAGGGCGGACCAAUCAGCGAGCUCGAGGGGCGGUGCCUCAGCGGCUUUAUAAACGAUGUGUUCGAGUCUCUCCAGAUAAUUUUCUUCUUCUUCUUCUUCGACAACAACAACAGAUUCACACAGGACGCCACGAUGCUGCCCCUCCUGGUGUUGACCGCCUGUCUGAGCUCGGUCCUCUCCGCCCCGGUUCUGGACGCCCAGCUGAACGAGCACUGGGAUCUGUGGAAGAGCUGGCACAGUAAGAAAUACCACGAGAAGGAGGAAGGCUGGAGGAGGAUGGUCUGGGAGAAGAACCUGCAGAAGAUUGAGCUGCACAACCUGGAGCACUCCAUGGGCACACACUCCUUCCGCCUGGGCAUGAACCACUUCGGAGACAUGACCCACGAGGAGUUCAGGCAGAUCAUGAACGGCUACAAGCUCAAAACGCAGAGGAAGUUCACGGGCUCCCUGUUCAUGGAGCCCAACUUCAUGACGGCCCCGUCUGCUGUGGACUGGAGGGAGAAGGGCUACGUCACCCCCGUCAAGGACCAGGGUCAGUGCGGCUCCUGCUGGGCGUUCAGCACCACCGGCGCUCUGGAGGGUCAACAGUUCAGGAAGACCGGCAAACUGGUGUCGCUGAGUGAACAGAACCUGGUGGACUGCUCCAGGCCCGAGGGCAACGAGGGCUGCGGCGGCGGCCUGAUGGACCAGGCCUUCCAGUACGUCACUGACAACCAGGGCCUGGACUCUGAAGACUCCUACCCGUACACGGGGACGGACGACCAACCGUGUCACUACGACCCCCUGUACAACUCGGCCAACGACACCGGCUUUGUCGACGUCCCCAGCGGCAAGGAGCACGCUCUGAUGAAGGCCGUGGCGUCUGUGGGUCCAGUGUCUGUGGCCAUUGACGCCGGACACGAAUCCUUCCAGUUCUACCAAUCAGGAAUCUACUACGAGAAGGAGUGCAGCAGCGAGGAGCUGGACCACGGCGUGCUGGCGGUGGGUUAUGGUUUCGAGGGAGAAGAUAAAAUGGGCAAGAAAUUCUGGAUUGUCAAGAACAGCUGGGGCGAGAAGUGGGGAGACAAAGGCUACAUCUACAUGGCCAAAGACAGGAAGAACCACUGUGGCAUUGCGACGGCCGCCAGUUACCCUCUGGUCUAACGUCAGCACAGCUCCGCCUCUUAGAGUUUUUAUUGCAAUAGUUCGACCGGAGUCGAGCGACGCGGCUCCCGUCCGAGCGACGCGUUUACGUUUUAUGAGAAGAAACACCGUUUUUUGUUUUUUUUAGGAAAAUGGCGCCAUUUUGUUUUUGGCUGAUCUAAUGCAACUUUAAUUUGUUUUGAAAAAAGAUUUUAGUUCAGUGUUUUAUUCUUUGUAAAUAUGUGUAUGCUGCCAGCUGAGUGAUACAACCAACACUUGCUUCUGUCAUUGUAAAUGAUUUUUUCUACUUUUACUGUGAUCAAUUAAAGUUGUGAAACACUA
This is a messenger RNA of Hippoglossus stenolepis (Pacific halibut), 1489 nucleotides long. It is a transcript of the gene ctsla, whose product is annotated as cathepsin La. NCBI's taxonomy places the organism in Eukaryota, Metazoa, Chordata, Actinopteri, Pleuronectiformes, Pleuronectidae. The record is from RefSeq and is a predicted model, not a curated record. The coding region runs from base 158 to 1168 and encodes 336 amino acids. Gene Ontology annotation, biological process: immune response. Gene Ontology annotation, molecular function: cysteine-type endopeptidase activity. The transcript has 8 exons. Gene Ontology annotation, cellular component: lysosome.